CCCAUAACUAAUUCCCACGACGCCUAUCAAAUACCAUUUCUUGAUUUGGUAGGGCCGUGUGGGUAUUGGACAAGCGCAGAACGCGGUUAGUAAAAUGCGUUCACGUUGUGGAAACAUCAAACCAGACAAAACCAAAACAAAAUCGAAACGAAGACAAAGUCGUUGGUCGUGGCAAUAUGAAAUUACAGAUUCCAUUAAAAUACAAGCAGAAACACACAAGUCAGACUUGCUUCCCGCGUCUAAUCUUAUUCUUCUGCCGAAGACUUCUCCAUAUUGUAGUUUCGUCUUUAUUCACCCAAUCCCCUAAUUUUCCCGAAUAUUACUAUUCCAAAUCAAAUCAUAUGGCUGAAGCCGGCGACGAGAAUCUUUACGCAGCCGCCAGAGACAUCGCCAGAGCCCUAGGCAAGGACCCAAGCGCCGCCGGAGAUAUUUUACAGAUCCUCUCCGGCUAUGGCGCCUCCGGAAACCGCGGCGGUGACUCUCGACCCACCGCAUCCCGCGGCGGCGCAAACAUCAACCUUGACCGAUCCCUCAACUCCUUAGAGCGACAGAUCUCCGGCUACAUCGUGGAGGAUCGACCGAUCUGGUCCGAUCCCGUUGACUCGCGGACUUUCCUUGACGCUGUUGAUGAGCUACUUGCGAUGGCCGGAGACUUGAGAUCCAUGGCCGGAGAUAAAUCCGUCGCCGUCUGUAUUUCCCGUGCCGAUGAACUUAUUCAAGAGGUGAUGUUUAGGCUUCAGGAGGAGUUUGGGUAUGUAAUGGACCGAGCCCCUGAGUCGUUUGACUCUGACGACGAGUUCUCCGGGGAAGAAGACAACGACAGAAGCUACGGGGACCAAAGCCACCAGGUGAUGAUCACUGCCCGUCCGAUCACUGAUUACAAAAUCGUUAUCGAGCCGUUACAAUCGAGCGUUAUCGGCGAUCUAAACGCGAUAGCUGUGCGGAUGGUCGCUGGUGGUUUCGGAAAAGAGUGUUCACGAGUAUACAGCAGUCGACGUAGAGAGUUUCUAGAGGAGAGUUUGUCGAGGUUGCAUCUGAGGGGACUAAGUAUGGAGGAGGUGCAAGAGACUCCAUGGCAAGACCUUGAAGACGAAAUCGAUCGUUGGAUCAAAGCCGUAACCAUGGUGUUCCGCGUUUUCUUCCCAAGCGAGCGUCUUCUCUGCGACCGCGUUUUCUCUGAUCUUCCUGUUUCCUCUGUAACCGAUCUCUCUUUUAUGGAAGUUUGUCGUGGAACGACCACACAGCUUUUGAAUUUCGCAGACGCAAUCGCUUUAGGGAGCCGUUUGCCUGAACGCUUGUUUAAGGUUAUGGAUUUAUACGAAGCGAUGCAAGACCUGAUUCCCAAAAUGGAAACGUUAUUCUCCAAUAAGUACUGUUCGCCGCUAAGGCACGAGGCGGUUGCGAUUCAUAAACGGCUGGGAGAAGCGAUUAGAGGGAUAUUUAUGGAGCUUGAGAAUUUGAUUCGCCGUGACCCUCCCAAAACCGCGUUUCCAGGCGGUGGGAUUCACCCGAUCACGCGGUACGUAAUGAAUUAUCUGCGUGCGGCGUGUAAAUCAAGGCAGUCGUUGGAGCAGAUCCUUGAUCAGGCGGGGAACGAAACCGGAUCAGACACAAGACCUUUGUCUGUGCAAAUUAGAUGGGUUUUGGAGUUGUUGGAGAGUAACUUGGAAGGCAAGAAACGAACUUACCGUGAUCCGUCUUUGUGCUUCCUGUUCAUGCUGAACAAUGGAAAGUAUAUUCUUGAUAAGUCGACAGAUAACGAUCUCGGUUCGAUCCUAGGAGAAGAUUGGAUUGUGAAGCACGCGGCUAAACUGAGGCAAUACCAUUCUAGUUACCGAAGGAGCUCGUGGAACCAAGUGGUGGGAUUGCUAAGGACCGAGAGUCCGUAUCCUAAGCUAAUAGAGAGCCUUAGAUUGUUCAAUGCCAAGUUCGAUGAAGUGUGUCUGACGCAAUCCCAAUGGGUUGUUAGUGAUGAGCAAUUGAGAGAGGAAUUAAGAAGCUCCGUCGCCGGAAUUGUGUGUCCGGCGUACAUGAAAUUCAUCGAAAGACUGAAGGUGUCGCCGGAGAUUAAUGGGAGGCGUGGAGAGCCGUUUAUUGCAUAUACUGUUGAAGAUUUGGAAUUGAGGAUUAAAGGGUUGUUCAAGGAGAGAGCUUAAGUUGAUUAUAAUUUAUAUGAAAAGAACAAAGAUAUUAUUAAUUGAUAAAUCUGUACAAUUGUGAAUCCUUGUUAAAUAAAUUUUAUUUUCUUGUGAAUCCCGUUCAUGGAUCACUCGCUGAAAAUAAAAGAGUGACAAUAUACAUCAAAGCUUAGAAC
This is a messenger RNA of Thlaspi arvense, 2314 nucleotides long. Lineage: Eukaryota; Viridiplantae; Streptophyta; Magnoliopsida; Brassicales; Brassicaceae. The record is from the annotation of a GenBank genome assembly.